Xiphias gladius (swordfish) is the source of this 2466-nucleotide messenger RNA. It is a transcript of the gene avil, whose product is annotated as advillin. The record is from RefSeq and is a predicted model, not a curated record. Gene Ontology annotation, biological process: barbed-end actin filament capping; actin polymerization or depolymerization; actin filament severing. Bases 1 to 2466 code for a protein of 821 amino acids. The transcript has 19 exons. Gene Ontology annotation, molecular function: actin filament binding; phosphatidylinositol-4,5-bisphosphate binding. Lineage: Eukaryota; Metazoa; Chordata; Actinopteri; Istiophoriformes; Xiphiidae. Gene Ontology annotation, cellular component: actin cytoskeleton; cytoplasm.
AUGGAGUACACAUUCAGAGGAGUAACUCACAACCCUGGGAUUAUAAUCUGGAGAAUUGAGAAAAUGGAGCUGGUACAAGUCCCUGAGAAAUCUUGCGGAAACUUUUAUGUGGGUGACUGCUACAUACUUCUGUCUACGCAGAAGGUGAGCAGCUCUCUAUGUUAUGAUAUCCACUACUGGAUCGGCUCACAGUCCUCUCAGGAUGAACAGGGUGCAGCUGCUGUUUACACCAUACAGCUUGACGAAUUUUUGGGCUCCACUCCAGUCCAGCACCGUGAGGUUCAGAACCACGAGUCUGAUGCCUUCAGGGGAUACUUUAAACAAGGAAUAAUCUAUAAGAAAGGUGGAGUUUCAACAGGUAUGAGGCACACUGAAACCAACACCUAUGAUGUUAAGAGACUGCUUCAUAUCAAAGGGAAGAAAAGGGUGAUUGCAACAGAGGUGCAGAUGAGCUGGAAUAGCUUCAACCUUGGAGAUGUGUUUUUAUUGGACCUCGGAAAGACCAUUGUUCAGUGGAACGGGCCGAAGAGUAACAAACAGGAAAAGCUUAAAGGCAUGUUGUUGGCCAAAGACAUCCGUGACAGAGAGAGAGGAGGUCGGGCAGAGAUCAGAGUGAUCGAGGGUGACGCAGAGAGCAACUCUCCUCAGAAUAUGAACAUCCUGAAUGAUGUUCUUGGAGAAAGAACCUCUAAGCUGACAGAUGGACCUGCUGAUGAAACCGCUGACCAGGAACAGAAGGCAAAGCUCACACUUUACCAUGUGUCAGAUGCUGAUGGCCAGAUGAAGGUCACAGAAGUUGCUAGCAGACCACUGGUUCAGGAUCUCCUCAACCAUGAUGACUGCUACUUCCUGGAACAGGGAGGGACCAAGAUCUUUGUAUGGAAGGGGAAAAAAGCAAACAAAGCCGAAAGACAGGCUGCUAUGGCCAGAGCUUUGAAGUUCAUCAAAGCAAAAAACUACCCCAUCACUAUGAAUGUGGAGACGGUGAAUGACGGGGCAGAGUCGGCGCUCUUCAAGCAGCUGUUUCAGAGGUGGACAGUAAAGGACCAGACUCAAGGUCUGGGCAAAGUGCACACAAGAGGGAAAGUGGCUCACAUCACACUAGAGAAAUUUGAUGCCACUGCGAUGCACAUGAUGCCAGAAAUUGCUGCACAGGAGCGUAUGGUGGACAAUGGCACAGGUCAAGUGGAGGUUUGGAGAAUUGAGAAUCUGGAGCUUGUGCCUGUGGACCCUCAAUGGCACGGAUACUUCUAUGGAGGAGACUGCUACCUGAUCCUCUACACUUACUUUGUUAACAACAAGAAGUGUUACCUGCUCUACAUAUGGCAGGGGCGUCAUGCAACACAGGAUGAACUGGCAGCCUCGGCAUUUCAGGCUGUGGACUUGGAUCAAAAGUACGGUGGUGAGCUAGUCCAAGUGAGAAUAACCAUGGGCAAGGAACCAAGACACUUUAUGGCGAUUUUCAAGGGUAAAAUGGUCAUCUUUGAGGGGGGCACAUCUAGAAAAAGACCUUCUGACCCAGAGCCUCCGAUAAGAUUAUUCCAGGUCCACGGCUCUGACCCGUCCAACACAAAAGCCAUUGAGGUCCCAGCCCUGGCCACCUCUCUGAACUCCAAUGAUGUGUUUUUACUAAAGAGCCAAUCAGGAAUUUAUCUGUGGUGUGGAAAGGGAUCAAGUGGCGAUGAGAGGGCCAUGGCGAAGGAGGUCAGCUCUGUGAUUCGCCAGAAUGGCUCAGAGGAGAUUGUGGCAGAGGGUCAGGAGCCCAUUGAAUUCUGGGAGUUGCUUGGAGGCAAAGCUCCGUACGCUAGUGACAAGAGACUACAGCAGAUGGUUUUAGACCACCAGCCACGUCUGUUUGAAUGCUCCAACAAGACAGGGCGUUUCAUCGUGACCGAGGUGACUCAGUUCACACAGGACGACCUUAGUGAGGAUGACGUCAUGCUACUGGACACAUGGGACCAGGUGUUUCUCUGGAUUGGUAAAGAGGCCAACGAGGUUGAGCGCAAAGAAGCAGUGGUCACAAGCCAAAAGUACCUGUGUACCCACCCGGGCAACAGAGAUCCAGACACCCCCAUCCUCUUGGUCAAACAAGGGUUCGAGCCGCCCACCCUCACUGGCUGGUUCACAGCCUGGGAUCCCUCCAAAUGGAGCGGAGGGAAGAGCUAUGAGGAGUUAAAGAAGGAGUUGGGAGAUGUAGCAUCACCUGUUCAUGUUACAUCUGUAUGUAGAGCCUCAUUCAUUUCUCAAAACUGUGUUGAAAGUAAUAAAAACUUUCAGUCCUUUCCACCUGAAGCUCUGGUCAACAAGCUCGCCGUUGAGCUGCCUGAAGGUGUUGACCCGACACAGAAAGAGAAACACCUCUCUGACUCGGACUUCAGCUACGUAUUUGGGAUCACCAAAGAUGACUUUGCGAGUCUGCCACGGUGGAAACAGCUGAACUUGAAGAAAGAAAAAGGGAUGUUUUGA